Molecule: messenger RNA, 1596 nt
Organism: Bacidia gigantensis
Lineage: Eukaryota; Fungi; Ascomycota; Lecanoromycetes; Lecanorales; Ramalinaceae
Exons: 3
Coding region: 1-1596 (531 amino acids)
Biological process (GO): transmembrane transport
Cellular component (GO): membrane
Molecular function (GO): transmembrane transporter activity
Source: RefSeq, a predicted model, not a curated record
AUGGAGUCCGGCUACCCCUCCGAUUUGCCUACGAGGCAGGAACAAGAUGAAAAUCUUCUUGCUGAGAUAGGAUACAAACAGGAAUUGAAGCGCAAUUGGUCUCUCCUACACAACUUUGGCGUCUCAUUCUCUAUCAUUAGUGUCAUUACUGGCAUCACGACGCUAUUUCAAUACGGCCUUUCGACUGGCGGCCCUGCUGUCAUGUCGGUGGGCUGGAUAUGCGUCAGCUUCUUCACCUUUUUCGUCGCCUUGGGCAUGGCUGAGAUUGUAUCUGCAAUACCAACGGCAGGCGGUCCUUAUUUCUGGGCAGCUAUCCUAGCUCCUCCCAGAUCGUCUGCUUUUGCUUCUUGGAUCACUGGAUGGUUCAACUUGCUCGGUCAAGUCGCCGUCACCACUGGAAUUACAUUUGGGUGCGCCCAGCUGAUCUCAACGACCGCCACGAUAAAAGGCUCCUAUUCGCCGACUGCAGGCAAGACCAUUGGCAUUUACGCCGCUUUGUUGUGGAGUCAUGCAACGUUGAACACCUUUGGUGUGAAGCUCUUGAGACACCUGAACACCACAUCGGUCGUACUUCACUCUCUAGGCGUCUCUAGCUUUGCUAUUGCAGUUUUGGCGAAGGCACCAACUCAUCAAUCCGCGCAAUUCGUCUUUGCAAAAUUCAACGAUGGCACAGGAGAUCCUGGCUGGAGUGUGAGAGCGUCACCUGCGUAUGUGUGCGUUGUAGGAAUUUUGAUCAGUCAAUAUACCAUCACAGGCUUUGAUGCUUCAGCGCACCUGUCAGAAGAGACUAGCAAUGCAUCUUGGAAUGCCCCAAUCGGUGUUCUGAUGUCCGUCGGCUGCUCUUCUCUCUUUGGCUUCUUCCUGAUGAUAUCCCUCCUUUUCUCGAUCCAAGACUUCGAUAAGACGGUAGACAGUGACGUCGGGCAACCCGUGAUCCAGAUAUUGAUCGACAUUUUCGGCCCAAAUGGGGCUAUCGUCUUGAUGACUCUCGUCAUUCUGUGCGUUUGGCAUGCUGGCCUCUUCUCCCUAACUUCAAAUUCUCGGAUGAUGUUCGGCUUCGCACGAGAUAGGGGUCUGCCACACUUCUUCGCUCAUGUGGACCAGCGCUUCCAGUCGCCUAUCCGUACCAUCUGGCUCGGAGCCACACUGUCCUUUCUACUGGCUAUUCCAUCCCUCGGCUCUACAGUAGCCUUCUCAGCAGCCACAUCAAUUGCUACUAUUGGCCUCUACGUAUCAUAUGCACUGCCUAUUUUGGUCGGUCUUAUCUAUCACGACAAUUUUAAGAAAGGCCCUUUCAACCUGAGGAUCGCAUCGCGACCGGUGGCACUCAUUGCUGUGGGCUACGUCGCCUUUCUAGUCAUUGUGUUUUGUCUGCCAGAGCAGAAUCCCGUCGACAGUCAGACCCUCAACUACACUCCGGUCGCAGUGGGUAUCGUUGCGCUCUGGGCAUUUGGUAGCUGGUUCUUGUGGGCAAGACGAUGGUUCACUGGACCUAUCAGGCAAAUUGAAGCCGAGAGAGCGGGCAUAAAUAUUGAUGAACCUGGAGCAUUGGAGGAAGCUGAAGCUCAGGGGAAGCUGACUGGAAAACUGGAGUGA